Messenger RNA from Lathyrus sativus (Indian pea), 1494 nucleotides. Lineage: Eukaryota; Viridiplantae; Streptophyta; Magnoliopsida; Fabales; Fabaceae. The record is from the annotation of a GenBank genome assembly.
AUGGCGAAGCACGAAGAACUUCCGAUCCCGAUUUACGAUAACCUAGAACCCGUGUAUGGCGGAGUUUCAUCUCUCGAUGAAGCUCAGCUUCGUUUCGAAACUCUCAAAUCCAAAUUCGCCGAAAUCUUCGGCCACGCUCCUCAACUCUUCGCUCGCUCACCUGGGAGAGUGAACUUGAUUGGGGAACAUAUUGAUUAUGAAGGAUAUUCGGUUUUGCCUAUGGCAAUUCGUCAAGAUACGAUUGUCGCUAUUAGGAAAAAUGAAUCCGAAAAGGUUCUUAGAAUCGCUAAUGUCAAUGAUCAGAAGUAUUCCAUUUGUACUUAUCCUGCUGAUCCUCUUCAGGAAUUGGACUUGAAGAAUCACAAAUGGGGCCAUUAUUUUAUAUGUGGGUACAAAGGUUUCUAUGACUAUGCAAAAUUGAAAGGAGUGGAUGUUGGCAAACCGGUUGGACUUGAUGUUGUUGUUGAUGGGACUGUGCCAACAGGUUCGGGACUAUCAAGCUCUGCGGCAUUUGUUUGCUCUUCCACGAUUGCUAUUAUGGCUGCUUUUGAUGUGAACUUCCCAAAGAAAGAAAUUGCACAAGUUACAUGUGAUUGUGAACGGCAUAUUGGGACGCAAUCUGGUGGGAUGGAUCAGGCAAUCUCUGUCAUGGCCAAGACUGGGUUUGCAGAACUGAUUGAUUUCAACCCAAUUCGCGCAACAGAUGUACAACUGCCUGCUGGCGGGACAUUUGUGAUAGCACAUUCUUUGGCGGAGUCUCAGAAGGCUGUUACUGCUGCCACAAAUUAUAAUAACAGAGUUGUUGAAUGUCGUUUAGCUGCUAUUGUGCUCGCCAUAAAGCUAGGAAUGAAGACAACUGAGGCAAUAUCAAAAGUGGCAACACUGUCCGAUGUUGAAGGGUUAUGUGUAUCAUUUGCCGGUACUAAAAACUCAUCUGAUCCUGUACUUGCUGUAAAGGAGUAUUUGAAAGAAGAACCAUAUACAGCUGAAGAAAUUGAAAAUAUUACCGGCGAAAAGCUGACUUCGUUUUUGAAUAUUAAUGCAUCUUACUUGGAAGUCAUAAAAGCUGCAAAGCAAUACAAGUUACAUCAGAGAGCUGCUCACGUGUAUUCAGAAGCCAAGAGGGUAUAUGCUUUCAAGGAUGUUGUAUCAUCAAAUCAAAGCGAUGAGGAGAAACUAAAGAAACUUGGUGACCUUAUGAACGAGAGUCAUUAUAGCUGCAGUAAUUUAUAUGAAUGCAGCUGUCCGGAGUUGGAAGAACUUACAAAGAUUUCUCGCGACAAUGGUGCAUUUGGGGCAAGGCUUACUGGAGCUGGAUGGGGUGGUUGUGCUGUUGUUUUGGUGAAAGAGAACAUAGUCCCACAAUUCAUCCUUAAUUUGAAGGAAUAUUACUACCAAACUAGAAUAGACAAGGGCGUCAUUAACAAAAAUGAUCUUGGUCUUUAUGUAUUUGCGUCCAAGCCAUCAAGUGGUUCUGCUAUCUUCAAGUUUUAG